Phoenix dactylifera (date palm) is the source of this 1349-nucleotide messenger RNA. Its product is annotated as transcription factor bHLH94-like. Gene Ontology annotation, molecular function: protein dimerization activity; DNA-binding transcription factor activity. Gene Ontology annotation, biological process: stomatal complex development; guard cell differentiation; positive regulation of DNA-templated transcription. Gene Ontology annotation, cellular component: nucleus. NCBI's taxonomy places the organism in Eukaryota, Viridiplantae, Streptophyta, Magnoliopsida, Arecales, Arecaceae. The record is from RefSeq and is a predicted model, not a curated record.
CCUUCGGAGAAAAGGUCAGUUGGGAUUCUGUCUUUGGGUUUAUGAGAGCUGGAGAAAAAGAAUGGCGCUAGAAGCUGUAGUUUUCCCACAAAACACCUUUGGUUAUUAUACUUGCAAGGAGAGGUAUGCCAUGGGAGGGGGAGCAUGGGGCUACGACUUUGAGGGGGUUGGGGAGGAGCAGAAGAAGGUGGAGGCGUUAGAAUGUGAGUUGGGUGGUAAGGUUGGUGGGAAUUGGGAUCCCACUUCCUCCUCCUUGGUGCAAAACCUCAAGGAGUGGGAUGCAAAUUCCUCGUUGCUGGAGGCUUGCGAGGGGACAGCAUUGGAGGGGGAGGCCAAGGAGGCGGCAGCGGCAGCGGCAGCGGCAGGGCGGAGGAAGAGACGGCGUGCAAAGAGCGUCAAGAACAAGGAGGAGGUGGAGAGCCAGAGGAUGAUCCACAUUGCGGUGGAGCGCAACCGCCGGAAGCAAAUGAACGAGUACCUCGCCGUGCUACGGUCCCUUAUGCCACCUUCCUAUGUUCAAAGGGGUGAUCAAGCAUCAAUCAUAGGGGGUGCAAUAAACUAUGUGAAGGAGCUCGAGCAGCUCCUGCAAUCCCUUGAAGUACAGAAAAGGCUCAAGCAACGAUCCGAUGCAACCGAUCUCACUCCCCCGUUCGCUGACUUCUUUGCCUUCCCCCAAUACUCAUCAUGCUCUUCCGGCAGCAGCAGCGGCACCCACACCAGCAGCAGAAGCAGCAGCAAUGCUAAUGAAGUGGCAGCUAAGAACCGGUCAGCCAUGGCAGACAUCGAGGUGACAAUGGUGGAGACCCAUGCCAAUCUUAAGGUGCUCUCGAGGCGGCGGCCAAAUCAGCUGCUCAAGAUGGUGGUGGGUUUGCAGAGUACGGGGCUCACCACGCUGCAUCUCAACGUGACAACCGUCGAUCGGCUGGUCCUCUACUCCUUCAGUCUCAAGGUGGAAGAUGAUUGCCAAUUCACUUCAGUGGAUGAGAUUGCAACUGCAGCAUAUCAAAUGCUAGGGAGGAUCCAAGAGGAGGCUAAUUUCAACUGAGAAGAACUCGCCUUUGAGUGUAACCACAUCCUUUUGGGAUCUAAUCAUCUGAUUUGUCGAAAUGGUUUGGGUCCAAAUGUGUCACCAUUUUCCAUGUCUUUGCCAAAGGAAUCUUGGGACACAUGAAAUUGGAUGAGGGAGCGACAUAGAUGGCUUAAAUAGACUCUGUCGAACUUUCAAAUCUGUGAUAGUGAUCUGAGAGUUGAGAAACGCAUGAUGUAGGAAAUAAGAUGUCCCACUAACUUGGCUAUAAGCAACCUUCUUUUCCGCAGCAGAACAAUAAGCAACCUUUUGGAACACUGCU